AUGCCUCAGGCCUCCUCCAUCGCUCCAGCCGCUUUGGCCUCGACGGCACAUCAUGCCGCCACCGCCGGCUCCUCCUCCUCCUCCUCUUCGCGACCAGGCCUGACGCGUCCGGUUCGGCUGACGUCUGGCGGCUCGUUCCACGCAGGAGCCCCCAUGCCCUCCUUUCCUGGCCCCUACGACGCCGCUCGCGACGGCAAGCCAGUCGGCCGCAGACGAACCUUCCUCGGCCAUAUCAGCCAGAUGCGAAGACACUCCACCUAUAAAUAUCACACGUUCCCUACUCAACCUCCCAAGACUCCCAGUGACGCCCCGGACUCGAGCACCGCCAACUCGCCUUCCGAAGAGGAGGGCGUGCGAAGAAGAAGAGGGCACCGGCAUACGCAUAGCCGCGACAGCAACAGAGACGUCACGCCUCUGCCCAUCAGGCAGCUCCUCCUCCUGGCCCUGUUGAGCCUGGCAGAGCAGACCGCCCUCAACUCCAUCGGCCCAUACCUGCCGACCAUGGUCGCAGCCUUCCCUGAGAUACCACAAGGCCAGGCCGGCCUGUAUGUUGGCUUGCUUGCCUCUUCCUUCGCCCUGGCUCAGCUGACAACCAACUUCCUGUGGGGUUAUCUCUCCGAUCGUGUGGGGAGGAAGCCCAUCAUGCUGAUCGGGACCGCCCUUCUAUGCCUAUGCUUCGCCUUCUUCGGCUUCUGCCAGAGCUACUGGCACGUCCUCGUCGUGCACGUUGCCAUGGGCCUCCUGAACGGGAACGCCGCUGUCGUGCCUACCGUCUUGGGCGAGGUCACCGACAGGAGCAACCAGAGCAGGGCUUUUACGUGGUUGCCAGUCAUGUAUUCCAUCGGAGGCAUCACUGGGCCAGCCUUGGGAGGUCUGCUUGUUGGUGAACCAGGGUCCACAAGAUGGCCCUUUCUGGGGCCAAAUCUAUUGUCCGCCGCCUUGCUUCUGGCUGCCGUGGUGGUUUUGGCGAUAUGGUUCGAGGAGACUCUUGAUGAAGCUGACAGAAGACACGAAAUCAAGGCUCUUGCUUGGCUUGAGAAUAUUUGCCUCUGCUCCUGCUUGAUUUCGAGAAAGGGAAGGAAACGGCCGUGGAGCUCUCGCUGGCCAAUUUCACAGCGCGACCUGGUGCUUCAAGAGGAGGACGGGGCGGCCUACGACGAGCAAGGCGACACAGGCGAGGAACAAGCCCUUCUCCACUCAGCACCCGACCUCGAAUCACAAGAACCCCCGCAGGAUAACAAGGACGGUCCGCGUUCAAGUCGAUCAGCUCUGCGAAAGUUGCUCAACUGGACCACUGUGAGCAUUCUACUCACUUAUCUCAUCUUUCAGGUCGCAAACAUUUCAUUCAACAGCCUCUAUCCUAUCUUUGCCUCCGCACCGCCACCAACUGGUCGUGAGCUUGGUCCUGGCGUCAUUGGCGUCAGCAUGAGCCUGGCGGGAUUAGUCACCAUCCUAUUCCAGGUGUCCUUGUUUGAACCGCUCAAGGCGCGGCUGGGCAAUCUAGGCACUUUCAGAUUGAGUCUCCUGGGUUUGGCUCUCGCCAUGGUUUUCAUGCCAUUCGUGGGAUACCAAGAUGAUCACGCUUUGUUUGGUUGGGGCUCAGGAAGGUCGUGGCUCCUGAUCGAGCUGGGUGUAAUUCUUGUGCUCAAGAAUUUGAGUGCCGUGGGUGGACUGAGCUGUGUUCUACUACUCAUAACAAACUCUGCUCCCACACACGAAACCCUCGGUACGCUCAACGGUAUCGCCCAGACCCUGUCUGCCGCAGGCCGGUCUUUUGGGCCCUUUGCAUCUGGCGGUCUGUUUACCUUAUCAAUGCGCCUGCAGCACAAAGGCGAGUUGCUCGCCUGGGGUGUGUUCGGCGGCAUCGCCCUUAUUGGGUGGGGUUGGACCAUGUUUAUCAGGGGUGGGAAGCUGGAGAGCGACGACUUCUUAGGUGAUGACGACGACGAGGAUACCGACGGUGAGCAGCACGACGACCACUCAGAAGGCGAAGCAGGGUACGCCGGUAUCGACGCACAGCGGAGCUGCUUUGAGUCGGCAUCAGACCUGGCCCACAGAGUGCGGCGUACAUCCAUUAUCCAGACCUUUGGAGCGCUAGAGCCGUUCUCUAUAGGCCACCAGAAUGCCUUUGAGGAGGACCUGUCCGCUGACCGUAUCAAUGUUGAUCAUCUGAAAAUCACUCCCGAGGUCACGUCCGAGGACGUACAGAAGCCAUGGGGACAGCAAAAGCGGUGA
Diaporthe amygdali is the source of this 2235-nucleotide messenger RNA. RefSeq lists its product as uncharacterized. The record is from RefSeq and is a predicted model, not a curated record. The coding region runs from base 1 to 2235 and encodes 744 amino acids. Gene Ontology annotation, biological process: transmembrane transport. The transcript is spliced from 6 exons. NCBI's taxonomy places the organism in Eukaryota, Fungi, Ascomycota, Sordariomycetes, Diaporthales, Diaporthaceae. Gene Ontology annotation, molecular function: transmembrane transporter activity.